GCCAGUCGUCGUUCUCCCUCUUCCUCCCCGGUCCUUUGCUGCUCCCAUGGAGGUCCUUAUCGCAUUUGCUCUUCUUCUCGGCUUCUUUCAGCUCUCAUCGAUAUCGUCCCCCCUCGUCCAACCUCCACUCAAUCAAGCAUCUUCACCAAUACCAUCGCCCCACCGGCCGAGAGCCUUCCUCCACCAGAGCGGCAGGAGGGCCCUGGUGUCCCUUCAGUCGCUGCUGACCAGGACAGGCAGCGCACUGCAAUCAGAAAGGAGAGCAGCUGCGCAGCCCACAACAGCUGACUCACAAGACACUGCAGACAAUGCUCUGCAGGCUCAAGACGUCACGGCUUACGGCCCCAUUCGUCGCAGCUACACGAAACCGGCUCACGACCGCAAGUGCAUCUGCUCUCUCCCGUUCGGGGCGCGGUUUCAUUGUCUGGGCGCUGAGGCGUGCUUCCUCAUAGCUUUUGGACUCGCUCUGUGCACCAUCUUUGUGUAAGUUAGGAUGGGAGAAGCACGAUGGAUGACUCACUCGAGUGACCGAUCGGUAUCUAUCGGGUGUCUCUCCCUGCGUUCGUCGUGCGUGUCUCUCGUGUGUGUCUGUGGUAUAUGGCUGCAGGCUUCUUUUGGGUGCGGUAUGCAUCCACAAUUACCACGAGAAGACUGUGAACGCACUGCUGGUGCCGCAGCAGGACAGCCCUCGGGACUAUGUCUAUGGGGCGGGGCGGUGAGUGGUUGAUCAAUUGGCUGGCUGUUGGCCUGGCUUCCUUGCUCUAGCUAGGCCGCGAUCAAGGAGGACAUGAGCGCAUGAGCGCCCUGCAUCGCAUGGAUGCAUCCGUACUUGCAUAAAUAGGACAUACAGCAUAGCAUUGAUCGACUGACUGACUCAUUCAUUGUCAGUCAAUGGCCUGCAG
Molecule: messenger RNA, 902 nt
Organism: Vitrella brassicaformis
Lineage: Eukaryota; Vitrellaceae
Source: the annotation of a GenBank genome assembly